AUGCCGAAUCCUGAAGAUUACACUGUUGGGUGGAUCUGUGCUAUAAGCACUGAGCGUGUCGCCGCCGAAGCUUUUCUAGACGAGAAGCAUGCAGGUCCUGAAGAUGUCUCUGCCCAUGAUAAUAAUGACUAUGCUCUAGGGAAAAUGGGAAGACACAACGUGGUCAUCGCUGUCCUACCCGACGGCGAAUAUGGAACAGCUUCUGCAGCUACUGUUGCGAGAGAUAUGUUGCACAGCUUUCCCAAUAUCAGGAUCGGCUUAAUGGUGGGCAUUGGCGGUGGUGCACCAAGUGCCGAGCACGACAUCCGCCUAGGCGACAUUGUUGUCAGCGCGCCUCGUAACGGGAAAGGAGGUGUAUUUCAAUACGACUUUAGUAAAACGAUGCAGGAUCAAGCAUUCCAACAAACCAGAUUCUUAGACCAGCCACCGACAAUUUUAAGAGCGGCCAUCGCCGGACUUAAAGCUCAAUACGAGGCUGAGGGUCAUGAGUUAGAAGAAAUGAUCAAUGGCAUUCUUGCCAGAAAGCGAAAGCUACAGAAGAAUUAUAGGCGUCCAGACCCAAGUAGCGAUAAAUUGUUCCAAAGCGAGAUAGUUCAUCCGCCAGAUGAAAGAAGCUGUACGGCAUUUUGCCUUGAUAGUCCGUCCAAUUUGCAGCCUCGCCAUGAACGAACAGAGGACGAUGACAAUCCAACAGUUCACUAUGGCACCAUCGCUUCAGCAAACCAAUUAAUGAACGAUGCGAAAUUAAGAGACAGGCUUGCGGCCGAGAAUGCUGUGCUAUGCUUUGAGAUGGAGGCAGCAGGGUUAAUAAAUCACUUUCCUUGUCUGGUCAUCCGUGGAGUUUGCGACUACUCAGACUCGCAUAAAUAUGCAGAUUGGCAUGGUUAUGCAGCAAUGACUGCUGCUGCAUACGCCAAAGACCUCCUCAACCGAAUCCCCCCCAAGAAAAUCGAGUCCGAGAAAAGGAUCAUUGAUAUAGUUAUGAAAAUUGCGGAAGGGGCUGCCUUUGACUCCCACGCCGAGGAGCACAACCCGACUUGCUUACCGGAUACGCGAGUUGAAUUACUCCAGCAUAUCAUGAGUUGGACUCAGGAUCCAAACGCCAAGGCCAUUUUCUGGCUAAAUGGAAUGGCUGGAACAGGCAAGUCGACCGUUUCACGCACUAUUGCCAAAUCUCUUGUCAGAACCGGUUAUCUGGGCGCCAGCUUUUUCUUUAAAAGAGGCGACGGUGAUCGAGGAAGCUCGGCAAAGCUAUUUACAACUAUAGCCGCCCAACUAGCCAUAAUGCAAACCGAUAUCGGACCUUAUGUCAAAGAUGCAAUUAAAUUAAAUUCUGAUAUUGAUCAGAGAAAAUCAGGCUUUAUUGUUAUAGUUAUUGAUGCCCUAGACGAGUGUGAGCUAGAGGAUGAUGUUAAACUUAUCAUCCGUCUCUUCAAUUAUGACAAAAGUUUGGGGCUAAGAGUCUUUCUCACCAGUCGGCCGGAGCUCCUAAUUCGUUUAGGAUUUUCUUAUACUAUGGUUAAGAUGGCAGUUCCGCUUUUUAUUUUUGCCUCCACGAUAUGUCGCUUUCUUGCCGACCGCAAAUGUGGAAGCCCUGAUGACCAACUUCGCAAGGUCCUAGAGUAUGAAACCAAAAGCCAAGAGUCUAAACUCGACGCAACCUACCUGCCUGUCCUUAAUCAACAGAUUGCUGGGCUUAUUACAAGGGAGCGAAAUGAAGUGUUGCAGCAGUUCAAAUACAUUGUUGGCAGCAUCGUGCUCCUGGCAAGCCCUUUGUCGACAUCCAGUCUAUUACAGCUCCUCAGAAUUUCUAGGGAUGCCAUUGAUACAAGACUAGAUAUGCUUCAUUCCGUUUUAAGCAUACCGCAGUCAUCUGAGUCUCCAAUAAGGUUAUUGCAUUUAUCUUUUCGCGAUUUCCUAGUCGAUUCUGAAAAGAAAGGACUGAACCCUUUUUGGAUCGAUAAAGCAGAAACUCAUGCAAAAAUGACAGAUAAUUGUUUGCACGUCAUGAAAGGAUUCCUUCGAGAAGACAUGUGUGGCUUACGAUCACAGGGACUGGAGAGUUCGAUAUACGCAUGCUUAAAUUGGGUAUUCCACCUUCAGGGAGCAAAUUAUCACGUCGAAAAUUAUGCAGAAACACUUCAAUUUCUGGAGCAACAUUUUUUACAUUGGGUUGAGGCGUUGAGCCUGAUACAGCAAGCACCAGAGAGCGUUAAGAUGAUCACAAGCUUACAAGCGCUUUCACUGAAAAAAAGUAACAAACUGCUCUCUGAAUUUUUAGAUGACGCUUUGCGUAUCCUUCAGCCAAGUUUACAUAUAAUUGCCAGUGCACCCCUUCAGAUUUACUCUUCGGUUCUUUUAUUUGCUCCGAGCGAGAGUAUCGUCAAGAACCUGUUCAAGGAGAGAAUACCUAAGUGGAUAUCUCUCGAACCGAAGGUAGAGCGCAGUUGGAAUCAAUGCAUAAAGACACUGGAGGGUCAUCUGGAUAUUGUUAAUUCCGUGGCCUUCUCUCCCAAUUCAUCGCUUCUAGCAUCGGCGUCAGAUGAUAAAACUAUUCGACUAUGGAACAUUAAUACCGGCGAGUGUAUUGAAGAGUUUAAGGGCCAUACCAAACCAGUUAAUGCAGUGGUCUUCUCGCAUGAUUCGUUAUAUGUGUUAUCAGGUUCAGAGGAUACGACUAUCCGGCUGUGGUGCAUUGAUACAGGUAAAUGCGUCCACACCCUCGAGGGUCAUGAUUUUGCAGUCAUAUCCGUGGCUUUCUCGCAUGAUUCGUCAUUUGUAGCAUCGGCAUCUGAUGAUCAUGUUAUCCGGCUAUGGCGCGUUGACACGAGCGAGUGUGUUCACAUACUAGGCAUGCCGAGUAAGGAACGUUAUAUGCAGGGAUCUUCUUUGGCUUUUUCAAAUGAUUCGUCGCUUCUAGCAGCAGGCUUUAGUCAUGAAACUAUUACCCAGCUAUGGGAGACGAAUACCGGCACGUACGUACGGACACUUGCUAGCCGUGAAACGUUAGAAUCUCAUUCCGAUGCUUCGAUAGCUUUCUCGCAUGAUUUAUCACUUGUCGCAUCCUCUUCAAAUCACGUCAUUCAAGUAUGGCGCGCUGAUACAGGCGAUUGCGUUCAAAAAUUUAAAGGGCAUUGUCGAAAGGUUUUUUCUAUAGCACUUUCACAUGACUCAUCUCUUAUGGUAUCAGCUUCCUCAGAUAAAACUGUCCGACUAUGGAACGUUGAAACGGGCACGUGUAUACGAAACUUUGAAGGCCAUACUGAGAGUGUUUUAUCUGUGGCUUUCUCGCAUGAGUCGACCAUUAUAGCAUCAUCAUCAGGGGAUGGAACUAUUCGUUUAUGGCAAAAUAACUUAGAUAACGAUGUCCAGGAAUCCGAUGACUAUAGCAAUAAGGCUCUCCCGCUAAAGCGUGCCGAAACAAGCGACAGCAUCCAAGGAAAUAGAGGCUAUAGCGAAGGCGUAAAAGAUAUGGUCUUUUCUCAUGAUUCAUCGCUCGUUGCAUCGUCUUCAUACGAUGGCAUCGUUCGAAUAUGGCACGCUGAGACAGGAGACUAUUCUCCGCAGCAACAAUUGCCUCUGGAGAUAUGCCGCAUCAUUUUCUCGCAUAAUUCAACGUAUGUGGCUAUGGCUACAUCUGAUGAAACUUUUCUCUGGAUAUGGAACGUUAAUACGGGCGAGUGCUUCCGCAAGCUCACAUAUCGGGAGAACAUAUAUACUUUAGCCUUCUCACAUGAUUCAUCACUUAUAGCAUCAGCUUCAGAGGGUACCAUCCCAUUGUGGAGAGUUGAUACAGGCGAUUGCUUCCUUGAACUCGAAUAUGAAGAAUUCAGUCAGUCUUUGGCUUUUUCGCACGAUUCAUCACUUUUAGCAUCAGAAUCAGGCCACGCCAUCCAGUUAUGGAGUGUUGAUACGGGCGAGUGCAUCCGCGAAUUGAUGAGGGGCGGAAUUAUAAGAGGCGGAACUUGGUUUCCUGCGGUAGCCUUCUCUCAUGACUCAUCACUCAUCGCAUCAAGUUCUCAGCGCGGCAUCAUUCAGUUAUGGCGUACGAAUACUGGCGAGUGCGUUCAUAAAUUUCAUACACACAGACGCGAUGGCUUAGAUUACCUGUCAUUUACGCCUGAUGGUUUACAUCUGGUGACAAGAUUCGGGGCGCUUAUGACGCUCCGUGGUGAGCAAAUUAUCCGUUUUGACGGCUUUGGAUUCAACGAAGAUUACUCUUGGAUUACAUGGAAUGGUGUUAACUUGAUCUGGAUACCUACGGAAUAUCGGCCGGCCUUGGAUUGCAGCGUUGUGAGUAAGGGAACACUGGCUGUCGGCUGCAAUUCAGGGAGAGUCUGGUUCAUGAAGUUUUCGGCAUAUCCCCACUGA
Trichoderma harzianum CBS 226.95 is the source of this 4371-nucleotide messenger RNA. RefSeq lists its product as hypothetical. Lineage: Eukaryota; Fungi; Ascomycota; Sordariomycetes; Hypocreales; Hypocreaceae. Gene Ontology annotation, biological process: nucleoside metabolic process. The coding region runs from base 1 to 4371 and encodes 1456 amino acids. The transcript has 8 exons. Gene Ontology annotation, molecular function: catalytic activity; protein binding. The record is from RefSeq and is a predicted model, not a curated record.